Peronospora belbahrii is the source of this 1947-nucleotide messenger RNA. NCBI's taxonomy places the organism in Eukaryota, Oomycota, Peronosporomycetes, Peronosporales, Peronosporaceae. The record is from the annotation of a GenBank genome assembly.
AUGUCGUCAUCUCCGUUAGAGACGAUAGUGCCCGUCGCAAGUACGACAUCUGAUGGGUCGAGUCUAGACCUUGUCCCGAACUGUCGAUGUGUGAGUGACGUUUCGUCGACAAACGCAUACGAUUCGGCCAUUGAACAGGAAGAAGAAAACGUUGUGAACGGGGACGAGCAAGGUUCUUGUGGUUCGAUUGAGAUUGAAGACUGUGUGGAAAUUGAGACUGAGGUGACGGAAGCUAGUGAGACAACAGAAAGUUUGGGUGAAGAGGAAAAAACGACGGGUGAGGAGGGAAAGAACGAGAAGAUUGAGUGUAUAGAGGAGAUUGAGGAGGUUGAGUCAAAAGAGGAAAAGAAGGAGCAACAGCACGACUCAUUGGCACGUCCUGUUACUGUGAGGAGUGCAGAGUCACGAUCUAUUUCACGACGUCCAUUUGUCCCGUUGGCGUCCAAGAGUUGGCGUGUGCGAGCUAUGGAGUCCAACACACAGAUUACACGCCUUAUGAAGGUGGCGUUACUUCAAACGCUUUUGCACGCAAUCCGCAUUGGAUCGGUGGAAGGUGUCAAGGUUGCGAUUGAGCGUGGAGUACAAGUGCACUAUCUGGACAGUCGUCAGCGCAAUCUUGUAAUGCUGGCGUCCAAGUGCGACACAGAUGCUCGAUUACAUAUUGCAAUUAUUCUGCUAGACGCUGGAUGUGAUAUGAAUCACAAGGAUCAGCUUGGUUGGAGCUGUCUGCACUACGCAUGUGCAAGUGGAGCUAGUGAUGUAGCGGCAGAGCUCAUUCGUCGCGGUGCUCGCGUCGAGUUCAAUCCAUACGGCUAUGGCCCUGAAGAUUUUAACAUUCCUAAAGUGGCCCGUGCAAAAAGUCUGCUGCAACACACGGAACAGCUACAGCACGAGCAAAAUGUUUGUACUGCCUGGGCAUACUUUCGUCGUCAGGCUGAGAAGUCUAACUACAGUAUAAAGUGUAAAUCUAACUGCGAUCUUGGCAAGCCUCUGAAGAUCACGUUUCAAGCCCCUGUUGGUCACAGCCCUCUGGACCGUAUUCGCGUGGUGGACAUGAAUUCGGAUGUGGCCCUGUGGCUGCAAGUAUCCAAGACGUUCAGUAUUCCGCCUGGCGAUGUGGGCACGAUUACGUUAGAUGUCGAGGCGCUUGAUCGUCCGUCUCUGUAUCGUAUUGUGUACGAAAAAUAUGAGCCUACACAUAUUCAGCUACAAACCUUGCUUGCUGAAAGCAACUUGUGCGUCAGAAACCUAGACACGGGAACCACGAUGUCGAUGGGGAGCGUGAAUAAAUUGGUACUAAGGGAGCUCAAGAGCUCUCGAUCGUCUAAGAAGUCGAAGAAAUUAUCGAGUUCAGCCAGACCAGCACCCGAAUCGAACAACACUGCCAGCGUGGCUCGAAGAGGAUCGACAACUCGAGCACGAGAAAUCACCGAAAGCGAACGUGAAGCUACAGUGGAAGAAGACGACGAAGAAGAUGCUGAUACAGCUGAUAUAGCUGAUGAAACAAUUACAACGCAGGACGUUGCUGAGCACCCAGCGAUGACGAGCAUUACUGGUGUGUACAAGAUCGUGGCUAUGGGUGUUGUCAGUGUUUCGACGCUGAGAACGGCUAAGGCAAAUGAAUACGAAAUUUGUAUUUGUCACGAGGGUCCACUUGGUCUCCAGUUGGCACCAAAGAUUGAUAGCUUGAAACGAUCUCCGCGUCUUAUUGUGCGACGAAGCCAGGGCCAAACGGCAGCAGUGAACCCGGGUGAUUGCCUUGUUGCAAUCGGCAAUGCUAAUAUUGAGCAUGCUGGUCUCAAGCACACGCUGUGGGCACUGAACGAAACAAAACGGCCGCUUGUCCUUCGCUUCCGACGUGGGAAUGCCAAUGAGAAAAAGAGUCUGUUCAACACUGGUCUGUCAAAGCUUACAGGAUCUCGCACACAAGCCGUCAUUGCAGUGUAG